CGCCGCCGCCGCCACCGCCGCCACCGCCACCACCGCCACCACCACCACCACCGCCACUACCGCCACUGCCACCGCCACCGCCACCGCCACCACCGCGGAAGCCGGAGCUGCCGGGCGCAGCGGCGUCCGCGCCAGACUGGAGCGGGAGGGUGGCCGAACGCAGUUGCUGGGAAUUUGUCAGCCCGGAGGGCGAGCGAUCGGGAGAGAGACCCCACGAGCUGGGGAGCGGUGGAGAGCGCGGGCGCCGGAGCGAGCCGAGCCAGCCCCGAAAUAGAUCUAGAAAGCCAGGUUCCCGGAGGAAAUGGGACUGUGACCGAACCGGGGAGCAAGAAGGGAAGGAAGCGCCGGGCUUGCUGAUGUCAGAGGAGCCCGGAAAGUCGCGCUGGAAAAAUCCUAAGACAGCCGGGGCUUUGCUGCUUCCCCAGGAGAGACACGGCCAGCCACCCCCACACGCCCCCUCGGCGCCUCCGGGUUCCCCCCCGCGAGCCGGCGACAGCGCGCGGCGGGGCUGCUGCGGGGCGACGGGGGACUGAGGGGCGCGCGGACCGGAGACCGAGGGGCCACUUCAGGAAUACAGAUAAGUGGCUGGCGGCUGGACGUGGAUUUUAAUGAAUUUGGACUCCAUGUGGAUUUGGUCGUCCCCGUGAUUGCGAGCUGCGGGCAGCGAGAGGGGCAGCGCGCCGCCCUCGGCAGCCGGCGGCCGAGGCGGACCGGCCGGGAGCGGAAGGACAGACCGACGUCGGCGAGCUGGAACCAUGUGAGGGCCAGCCCAGGAAGGUGGAGUAGAUGAGAGCUCCGAGGAUCUGUGUCCUCCUUCCCUCGGCCCCACUCAGAAUGGAACAGAGGCGGCCCUGGCCACGGGCUGCAGAGGCCGACAGCUGGGCUGUGGUCCUGCUCUCCAUGGUCUGGGUGCUGCUGGCCCCCGGGGUCGCCGGCAUGCCUCAGUUCAGCACCUUCCACUCGGAGAACCGGGACUGGACCUUCAACCACCUGACCGUGCACCGAGGCACGGGGGCAGUAUACGUGGGGGCCAUCAACCGGGUGUACAAGCUGACGGGCAACCUGACCAUCCAGGUGGCUCACAAGACGGGGCCUGAAGAGGACAACAAGUCCUGUUACCCACCGCUCAUCGUGCAGCCCUGCGGCGAGGUGCUGACCCUCACCAACAACGUCAACAAGCUGCUCAUCAUCGACUACUCGGAGAACCGCCUGCUGGCCUGCGGGAGCCUCUACCAAGGGGUGUGCAAGCUGCUGCGGCUGGACGACCUGUUCAUCCUGGUGGAGCCGUCGCACAAGAAGGAGCACUACCUGUCCAGCGUCAACAAGACCGGCACGAUGUACGGCGUGAUUGUGCGCUCGGACGGCGAGGACGGCAAGCUGUUCAUCGGCACCGCCGUGGACGGCAAGCAGGAUUACUUCCCAACCCUGUCCAGCCGGAAGCUGCCCCGCGACCCCGAGUCGUCCGCCAUGCUCGACUACGAGCUGCACAGCGACUUCGUCUCCUCCCUCAUCAAGAUCCCCUCCGACACCCUGGCCCUGGUCGCCCACUUCGACAUCUUCUACAUCUACGGCUUCGCCAGCGGGGGCUUCGUCUACUUCCUGACGGUGCAGCCCGAGACCCCUGAGGGCGUGGCCAUCAACUCGGCGGGGGACCUGUUCUACACGUCCCGCAUCGUUCGCCUCUGCAAGGACGAUCCCAAGUUCCACUCCUACGUGUCCCUGCCCUUCGGCUGCACUCGGGCCGGCGUGGAGUACCGCCUCCUGCAGGCCGCUUACCUCGCCAAACCCGGGGACUCCCUGGCCCAGGCCUUCAAUAUCAGUGGCCAGGAUGAUGUGCUCUUUGCUAUCUUCUCCAAAGGGCAGAAGCAGUACCACCACCCGCCAGACGACUCUGCCCUCUGUGCCUUCCCCAUUCGGGCCAUCAACCUGCAGAUCAAGGAGCGCCUGCAGUCCUGCUACCAGGGGGAGGGCAACCUGGAGCUCAACUGGCUCCUGGGGAAGGACGUCCAGUGCACCAAGGCGCCGGUCCCCAUCGACGACAACUUCUGUGGACUGGACAUCAACCAGCCGCUGGGAGGCUCGACUGCAGUGGAGGGCCUGACCCUGUAUACCACCAGCCGGGACCGCAUGACCUCCGUGGCCUCCUACGUUUACAAUGGCUACAGCGUGGUUUUUGUGGGGACGAAGAGCGGCAAGCUGAAAAAGAUUCGAGCUGAUGGUCCCCCCCAUGGAGGGGUCCAGUACGAGAUGGUCUCUGUGCUCAAAGAUGGGAGCCCCAUCCUCCGGGACAUGGCCUUCUCCAUUGAUGAGCGUUACCUGUACAUCAUGUCUGAGAGACAGAUCACCAGGGUCCCCGUAGAAUCCUGUGAGCAGUACACGACCUGUGGGGAAUGUCUGAGCUCGGGGGACCCUCACUGUGGCUGGUGUGCCCUGCACAAUAUGUGCUCCCGCAGGGACAAGUGCCAGAGGGCCUGGGAACCUAACCGAUUUGCGGCCAGCAUCAGCCAGUGCAUGAGCCUCGAGGUGCAUCCCAGCAGCAUCUCAGUGUCUGAACACAGCCGGCGGCUCAGCCUGGUUGUGAGUGAUGCUCCUGACCUGUCUGUGGGCAUCUCCUGUGCCUUUGGGAACCUGACCGAGGUAGAGGGACAGGUGUCUGGGAGCCAGGUCAUCUGCAUCUCACCAGGGCCCAAGGAUGUCCCUGUCAUCCCUCUUGAUCAAGACUGGUUUGGGCUAGAGCUGCAGCUGAGAUCCAAGGAGACUGGGAAGAUAUUUGUCAGCACCGAGUUCAAGUUCUACAACUGUAGUGCCCACCAACUGUGCCUGUCUUGUGUCAACAGCGCCUUCCGCUGCCAUUGGUGCAAAUACCGGAACCUCUGCACUCACGACCCCACCACUUGCUCCUUCCAAGAGGGCCGGAUCAAUAUUUCAGAGGACUGUCCCCAGCUGGUGCCCACAGAGGAAAUUCUGAUACCAGUUGGAGAGGUUAAGCCAAUCACUCUGAAGGCUCGGAACCUGCCCCAGCCCCAGUCGGGCCAGCGAGGCUAUGAGUGCGUCCUCAGCAUCCAGGGGGCAGUCCACCGCGUGCCCGCCCUGCGCUUCAACAGCUCCAGCGUCCAGUGCCAGAACAGCUCGUACCAGUAUGAUGGGAUGGACAUCAGCAACCUGGCCGUGGACUUCGCUGUGGUGUGGAAUGGCAAUUUCAUCAUCGACAACCCGCAGGACCUGAAAGUCCAUCUCUACAAGUGUGCGGCCCAGCGGGAGAGCUGCGGCCUCUGCCUGAAGGCUGACCGGAAGUUCGAGUGUGGCUGGUGCAGCGGCGAGCGCAGGUGCACCCUCCAGCAGCACUGCACCAGCCCCUCCAGCCCCUGGCUUGACUGGUCCAGCCACAACGUUAAGUGCUCCAACCCUCAAAUCACCGAGUGAACACAGCAACAGGAGUUGGAGGCCCUAAGCAAGUGGGGUCUCCUGUUGGCGUUCUUCAAGUAGAGGCUGUGGAGAAAUGAAAGAGCCUCUCCAGGGAAGAGAGACAAAUCCAUGCUGUGUCUCAAGCCAUGAAGGGCCAUCAUUCGGGACAGGACAUGCAGGAGGGAGGAUCCAGGCCUGGAAUAUUUCAUCCACUAUGAUCAGGAAUAUUUCCUUUCAUGUUUGCGGCUCCUACCCUCAACCUCCCUUCCUUCCCUUGUAAAAGUCAUCUUCAGUUUUUUUUAACUUUUCAUUUUUGAAAUAAUUUUAGACUUAUAAAAGGGUACAAAAAUAGUACAAAGAACUUUCAUAUACCCUUCACCCAGAUUCUCCCAAAUUAACAUCUUAUAUAACCACAGGACAAUUAUCAAAAUCAGGAAAUUAACGUUUGUACAAGAGCGCCAUGUAAUAUACAUGCCUGAUUCACAUUGUGCCGAUUAUCCCGUCGAUUGUCCCCCUUUUCCCGAUCCAGGAUCCAACCCGGGGUCACAUGUGAGGUUCUGUUAGCGUGUUUCUUGAGUGCCCUGGUCCUCAGUCUUUCUUUGUCUUUCGUGACCUUAGUGCUGUUGAAGAGUGCAGGACAAUUAUUUUGUAGAAUAUCCCUCGAUUUGAAGAUGGCUGUCUCCUCACAAUUUAAUUUACGUGAUAUUCUCAUGGCAAGGUGUACUAACAAAAAUGUGGAGUACAUGUCAAAAGUGCACAGGAGUCAACUUGAUUUGGCGCCAGUAGCCAAAUCUGGGACAAUCUGAGUAAGAAAAUAAGUGAUACUAAUUGACUAUAAACAAUAGAAUAAAAUAAGAAUCUAUGCUCCUUCUUGAUACAAAUAAAUAAUUCAUGGGAGAGGGAGGAAGCUCUUCUACUAGAAUUCUAACUCAAAAAUGUUAAAGAACCUAGGGAAAUAGAAAAUCACCAUUUGGCAAGAUUCACAGUAAUAAUUAUUUCAGGAAGAAAGGCCGAUGGAUACUAAAAUUAGUAAGUGAACGUAUGAUGAAAAAUAGGAUGUUUAUAUAGUCUCAAGCCAUCUCCCCACAAGAUAUGUACUAAUCUCAACAAGAAAAACAGAAACUUUACAGAGGAUAAACCUGGUAGACACUGCUUUUUACCAAGUGAUGGAAGUUAGUAUCACCAGUAAUGGGAAGAAUGGACCUCAUGUGCCUCUCUGACAUUUGUUACCAAAAAUGUAUCAUUUGUUAAAAGUAACUUUUAAGAAGAGUUAGCUCGUUUUCUUUACCUUGGCUUAAUUCCUUGACAUUGGCAUAGAUCUUUUUCUUAAUAAUCAGAAUUCAAUGGGAUCCGUGCCCUUGUAUAUGUACCUCCCCCUUGUCUCUGGCCCCCGCCUUCAAAAUGUGUACCCAGUCCGUGCAAGCCCAUCUCAAGAGCCAUUUACUAUGAAGAUCCUUCUUCGGGGAUGAAAGGGGAAGGGUUCUCUGGUGGCCGGUGCUGGCUGUAGGAGGCAGCAGAAUUUCCAAUGCUGGAAACAAAUGGGGUCCGGAACUGCCCAGGGGCGGGGAGAUCAAUGCGUGACCCCGAAUGAGUUCUGCAUUAGGGAAAGGAGUGGGCUCAAGCUUAGUUGAAUGAACAGCUGUGUUCAUCCUUAACCCCUUCUCACCCAACUGUCUCCAUGGCAACCAAGCCCACCCCUAGAGACCCACCUCCUGUGGCAGCUUCAUGGAGGACAAGUCUUACAGCCGAUGUAAGAAUUGCUCAGUCUGCAUAAACUUCAGGUUCGAGCCCCCCUCAGAACCCAGCAUCCGCUCCUUCUCAGCCAGCCCGUGGUGUGAUAAUGAUGCUGUCCUGCGUGGGAGGCAUCCCAGGCUGUUCCCAUUCUAGUUGUCAGCCGGUGUCUGUGCAUGUGUCACCUGUUCAACCCCGGGGACAAGAGACGUGCAGAGCUUUGGAGAGGCCGUGAGAUGCCUGGCCCACCUGGAAGCUGUGCUUCCAGAACUGCUAGGGCCUCAGAGAGGAAGACAUUACAAGCCACCCGCUAGAAAGGAAGGCCCAGAAGCAACAUUUUCUGUUGAGCUGGGAAGGGGCAGCAUUGGCAGAAAGGGAAAAAGACACCGAAUAUGUGGUUGGGGAGAAAAAUAUAGGAAGGGUCGAGGGGCUCUAGGGCUCACAUGACAGAGGUUUCCACUCAAAGUGACUGUGUUGGUCCACUGGGCUUAGACAACAGAAAUGUAUUGUCUCACAGUGCUGGAGGCUGGAAGUCCCAGAUCCAGGCGUCCGCAGGGUUGGGCCCUUCUGAGGGCUGUGAGGAGAAUCUGUUCCAUGCCUCUCCCCUCACUUCUGGUGCUUUGGGAAAGCAGCAGUCUUGGCAUUCCUUGGCUUGUAGACGCAUUGCCUUCAUCUCUGCAUGACAUUCCUUCACGUGUCUGUCUCUGAUUUGUUUGUUUGUUUAAAUAAGGAUCCCAGUCAUAUUGGAUAAAUGCCCACACUAAUGACCUCAUUUUAACUUGAUUACCUCUGGGAAAGGUACCUGUCUCCCAAUAGGUCACAUCCUGAGGUAAUGGGAAUUAGGGCUUUCACAUAUGAAUUUGAGGAGGAUAAAGUUCAACCCAUAACAGAGCAUUGCAAUAAAUAAGUAUUCAUUUAAUGAGUGACUGCUGCAUGCGAUGCACUGUGCUAGGCUUGGAAGCUAUCACAUGGAUAAGUUAGUUCUGUGAGGGGAGGCAGGGGGUGCAGUCCUUCACUGCAAAGCCCCAGCCUAUCCCUGAACAUGGGGCACCUGGAGGAGGCUGGAAUCUGCUUGCCCUGCAGGCCACUCUGCUUCCUCCAAAGGACCUAGGACAGAAAUUUCUCAUCUACACCCUUUGCUAUUGUCUCUGUUUAGAAGGAGAACUACAGCAGGGACCCAGGUCUUGACACCUAACGAGGACACUUACCUCAGGCCAGGGACGUGAACAGACAUGAUCCACAUCCUAGUUCUGGGAGUAUUAAUAAUAGCCAGACUCUACUGUGCACCAGGACCUUUGCAUACCUACUCAUGCUAACAAUCCUGCAAGAUGCCCAGAAUUAUCUUCAUUUAAGAGUUGAGGAAACAGUGCUUAGGGAAGUAAAUCAUUUGCCCAGAGUCACCCAUUUGGUUAGUGGCAGAACGAAUUCAAAACCAGGGCCUUCUGACUCCAGAAUGCAGACUCUCCCCACCAUACCAUGCCAGCCAUCUUGGUCAGAGGGAUGGGGAGGGGUUUCCCUGGCUAUACACUUUUCCACCUCACUCCACUGCAAGUGUACCAAAAAUAUCUGUGCCCAGGAUCAGAAUUCUUUUGGAAGGUCCCAGGGGAGGCCAGAAAAACAGGGAGCAUUGGCUACCCUUUGUAUUGAGCCUUAAGGUAACCUUCACCUGUCUUCCUAGACAUAAUUAGGUCUACGCUUAUUCCUAUGAGUGGUGGGGGAGCAGGAGGAGCAUUUGGGGUGUGUUUAAACUUAGGGUGACCCCCUUCUUGCCUGUACAGGAUAGAGGUUACUUUAAUUUUGUAUGUUUAUUAGAGUUAUCAGACUUGAUCCGAUUGGUUUCUGGUUGUGUCUAUCAGUGGGGUGAUGGGGUUGAGGUGAAAGUUGGAAUUUAUGGAGGCUGGUGGUUGGUUCUUUUCAAGCUAAUGGGAGCCCAGAGGAUGGGGCCUACAUAGCUCACACCUACAGGUGAUGAUAGAGGUCAGGGGGAAAGAAUAAGCAAAGCAGACUUGAAAUGCAAGGGGCAAAUCUUCAGUGUUGGCAUUCUCAGGGACUGGCCAGGAACCUAUCACCAUUUGGUACCAAAGAAUAUUCCUAUGUGUUUCUGAACUCACCUGCCACAUUGCCCAGUAAGGCCAGCCUGAUGCCAGGCCAUAGAGGGGCUGGUUUUACACUCAUCUGUCCAUUGACCAUGUUGUAGAUUUUACUUUGUGAAUUUUUCAAUGUCACUAACUUGCCCAAUCCCUCACUAGUUUAUGCUCAGGGAACAUAAAUUCUCUUUAAUACUGUCUUAGGUAUGUGUAACUGGGAAAGAAAACCAAAUGUAGAAAACCAUGUGCAUUGCUUUUUAAAACCAAGCAAAAAUAACAGUUGAUACAAUAUUUGUUGGAGAUGAUCCAUUGCUCUUGCAUUCCUUCUGCUCUCCAUUUGCCCAAAUAAUUGAAAGUGGAUUUUUUUUCUUUCCUGGAUUCUCUCAGUUGUGAACGCAUUCGUGAAAUUGGGGAGUUGAACAUUUACAAGUAUUUAUCUGUAAGGCUGCACAAAAUCUCUGCAGGAAAGGCCAAAAGCCACCUGCCCAGGGCCAGAAAGACUCGCUUGCAAAGUUCCCAACAAAUAAAUAAAUAUGUCACCCAGCUUUCCUGAGAAACAAGUCAGCACUC
Molecule: messenger RNA, 7793 nt
Organism: Zalophus californianus (California sea lion)
Lineage: Eukaryota; Metazoa; Chordata; Mammalia; Carnivora; Otariidae
Gene: PLXNA2
Product: plexin A2
Exons: 13
Coding region: 787-3423 (878 amino acids)
Biological process (GO): semaphorin-plexin signaling pathway involved in axon guidance; regulation of cell migration; regulation of cell shape
Cellular component (GO): semaphorin receptor complex
Molecular function (GO): protein binding; semaphorin receptor activity
Source: RefSeq, a predicted model, not a curated record